CCUGGGCUUGUGUCUCUGCAGCAACCCCACCUCUCCGUCCCUUAUCAUCAGCUACUGCCAGGCCCGCCACACCUCCUCGCGACCUUUGCUCCAGGCUUGUUUUUUCCCUCUGGACCUGGGAACCUGAGGCUCACUUUCACUCGCUGCCUGUCCUUCGCAGGCACCUUGCCAUGUGCACGGGAAAGUGUGCCCGCUUUGUGGGGCUCUCCCUCAUCCCCCUCUCCCUGGUCUGCAUCGUGGCCAACGCCCUCCUGCUGGUGCCCAACGCGAAGACCACCUGGACCAAGGACCACCUCAGCUUGCAAGUCUGGCUCAUGGCUGGCUUCAUCGGCGGGGGUCUGAUGGUACUGUGUCCGGGAAUCGCCGCUGUUCGAGCAGGCGGCAAAGGCUGUUGUGGUGCAGGCUGCUGUGGAAAUCGCUGCAGGAUGCUGCGCUCGGUCUUCUGCUCGGCGUUCGGGAUGCUGGGUGCCAUCUACUGCCUCUCGGUAUCGGGAGCCGGGCUCCGAACUGGACCCAAAUGCUUUAUGAACGGCUCUUGGGGUUACCACUUCGAAGAGACCGCAGGCUCUUACCUGCUCAACCGCACCCAGUGGAGCUUGUGCGUGGAGCCCCCUGGUGUGGUCUAUUGGAACGUGACGCUCUUCUCGCUGCUGGUGGCCGCCUCGUGCCUGGAGAUCUUGCUGUGUGGGGUGCAGUUGGUGAAUGCGUGCAUUGGUGUCUUCUGUGGCGAUUGCAGGAAGGAGGGCGCCCGUCAGUGAGACUCCACCGACCUGGUCUGUUGCUCCUGGAUACCCACCUGGCCCGCCCCCGCCCUGGAAUAAACUCUUACCAGCUCUCUUCCACGUCUCUAAUUGCGCCCUAUAAAGGGAAUGUCCGAUGGCCUUCAGAUACAUCGGAGCUCCGGGCUCUCAUGUUUGGAGCCCUUGCACCCUGCCUGUUUUCUUAAUAAAUAAUUAUUGAGCUGUUGGUGCGCUGGAAACACAGUGUAAACAAGACAGGCAAGGUCUGUGCUCUGAAAGAAUUUAACAUUCCAGAAGUAGAAGAUGGACACCUUUUAAAAGUGGCACUAGAGGAGUUCCCCGUGGCUGCAGCGGAUUAAGGAUCCUGGGUUGUCUCUGCAGCGUUUUGGGUUGCUGUGGAGGCAUGGGUGGGACCCCUAGCCUGGGAACUUCCCUAUGCCUGUGGAUGCGUCAAUAAACAAACAAACAGAUAAAA
Messenger RNA from Sus scrofa (pig), 1215 nucleotides. It is a transcript of the gene TM4SF5, whose product is annotated as transmembrane 4 L six family member 5. NCBI's taxonomy places the organism in Eukaryota, Metazoa, Chordata, Mammalia, Artiodactyla, Suidae. The record is from RefSeq and is a predicted model, not a curated record. Gene Ontology annotation, cellular component: membrane.